AUGUUGAAGAUUGUAUUAUUGUUGUCGGCGGCCGCUCUUUGUUACGAUCCGCACGACUUUUACAAAUGUGAAUACGUGGCCGACCAGUGCUGGAACAGACAUCUGGAUCACUGUCCCGAUGGCGGCACUUGGGAUCAGACUACCCAUACAUGCAAAGCAAAGCCCACAACCACCACCACUACCACAACUACAACCACCACAACCACAGCCGCUCCCACAACCACUGAAGAUCAGGUGGACUUUUUCUGUUCCCGAGACGGAUAUAUGCCCUACGCUUUAGAUCUCCAUAAGUUCUAUCAGUGCGAGAAUGUUGGACCCCAUAAGUGGAGACUAACCCUCCAGCCCUGUCCCGCCGGGCCAUCCGGAAAUUUGGUGUGGCAUCAAGAGCUCAAGAGAUGUGAAAAUCCAUAGAUUUGAACAACAAUUUAAUGAUAAUAUUUUCCUUUAACUAUUAUUUUCAGUAUUAAUUUUACUAAAUGUAUAAUUGAAAGAAAAUACAACAAUAAAAUUUUGAUGACUUUAAUAUGCAUAAUAUGUAUACAUUAUAAUAUAAAUCUUGUAUUAUAUUAUU
Molecule: messenger RNA, 571 nt
Organism: Medioppia subpectinata
Lineage: Eukaryota; Metazoa; Arthropoda; Arachnida; Sarcoptiformes; Oppiidae
Source: the annotation of a GenBank genome assembly